Anastrepha obliqua is the source of this 3298-nucleotide messenger RNA. RefSeq names its product phospholipid phosphatase 1. NCBI's taxonomy places the organism in Eukaryota, Metazoa, Arthropoda, Insecta, Diptera, Tephritidae. Gene Ontology annotation, molecular function: phosphatidate phosphatase activity. Gene Ontology annotation, biological process: phospholipid dephosphorylation; signal transduction; phospholipid metabolic process. The transcript has 2 exons. The coding region runs from base 820 to 1848 and encodes 342 amino acids. The record is from RefSeq and is a predicted model, not a curated record.
UGCUGAGCGUGAGCGCGCGCGUGUGAUGAUCAUUUGGCGUGCAAAAAAAAAAAAACAAUAUAAAAACACAAGCGAACUGUUACGAUAUUAAUAACAAAGCAGCGGUCAAAAGUUGAAAAGCACAACAGCAAAAUAAAUAACACCGUAAAAGAAAACAAGGAAGUGGGUGAAAUAUGUAAUAUUACGAAGUGAGAAAUGGAAAGGAUUUUGAAAACUAACAAGAAAUGUCAAAAUGCGGUUGAAUGAAGUGAAUGCGUACGUAAACUAGAAAGUGAAUUGUGAUUGAUUAAAAAAUUGAUAAUUCAAAACACUCUCGAUAGCCAACAAACAAAAACUACAACAAAAAAUUUAUUAAUCGGGUUUGCUUUCUAAAAAACGUAUGAACGAAAUGAUAAAGUGGAAAAUAUUGAACUCAUUGAAGACAAAACAUAUUAAAGACAAACACAAAAAAACCUAAGCUGAUAAUUACCUCAAGUGAAUGCUGAUUACUUAUUGCUAAAACGUGAAACAAAAACAAAAAUUAGAAAUAAAAGCAGUCAAAAAGGAAAACAACACAAAUCGCAGUGGAAAUCUAUCCAAUUUAUUGCACGGCACCAAAAAAAAUAUAGCCUAAUUACCGCUUGAAAAAAGCUAAAAACAGAAAACGGAUCAGCUGCUACGAAGAUUGAUUUUUAUAACCGAUAGUAAAACCAAACCAAAGUAAACAUAAAAAUUGGGAAAAAAGCGCAAAGCAUUCACCUGACAGCUGGCACGAACGGCACAAAAUUUGCGCGCAACAUCUCUCUCCCAGCACCACCGCUACAACUUAGCCUCACCAACAUGCGCGCCUUCCAGCGUGGCUUCUUCUGCGCAGAUCUUUCGCUGCGUUACCCCUAUCGUGAGUGCACCAUCACCAUACCCAUGCUGCUGGUCUACACGCUUCUCCUGCCGAUGCUCUUCAUCUGCGUCGUCGAGAUAAUGCGCAUCUGCAAGUGUUUCCGUUUGCGCAAAUACGUAACUAAUUUGGCGCGCAGCUUAGCCACCUUCAGUUUCGGAUUCAUCGCCACCUAUCUCACCACAGAGUUGGCGAAAAAUGUUGUUGGCCGCCUGCGUCCACAUUUCUACACUGCCUGCCAACCGCGCUUGGCCGACGGCACCUCAUGUGAGAGCGCCUACCAGCAGCUGGUGGGUGGCGGCGUCUAUGUAGAACAUUACUAUUGCUCGAAUCGUAAUUUGAGUGCGCGUCAGCUGCGUGAACUGCAUGUGUCCUUUCCGAGCGCGCAUUCAUCACUUUCGUUCUAUGCCAUGCUUUUGCUCUGCUUCUAUUUGCAUGCUGUGUGGCGCGGGCGUGGCACUACGCGCGUGCUGCGCCACAUACUACAGUUCCUGUUGCUGUUGGUGGCUUGCUAUAUAGCGCUGAGCCGCGUGCGUGACUACUGGCAUCACUGGUCGGACGUGCUGGCGGGCGCGCUACUAGGCUUAGUGUAUGCCGUCUUGACAGCGGUCUAUGUGGGACGUAUGCUGAGGCCGACAUUUGCGGAAGCGGCAGCACAGAAGCACAAGAAGCAUACACAGCAUCAGUACAAGGUGACAAAACAUCAUCAGCACCAUCACCAUCAGCUGACGUCGUCUCAACACCAUCUGACGCCGCAUGAUGCGCGCAGUCGCAUGUUGCUGGUGGCGGCUAGUGGCAGUGUCAGCAACUUGCAGCAGCAACAAUUGCUGUCGACGACACACGAGGAGCACGAGAAGCAACAGUUCCACGAACAAGUGGCGAAGGAGCAUUUAAUGGAGCGUGGCGGCAUAGGCGGCGGCGGUAUCGGUGGGGAUUGUGAAUGGAAGCUGCAGGCAGUUGUGUUGCCGACGUAAUUGCAAGCAAAAGCGCCGUGGAAGAGGGAGCAGUAAUGAGGAAGGAGCGCAACAGUGAAUUUAACGGCGAAACAAAUCUGUAAACACUUCACAUGUCGGCAAGUAUUGUGAUAAGAGUAGAGGAACGCCCCCACGGCGCAGGCUGUGGUUUGCAUAGUAAGAGGGGCUGCACAGAUACUUAGUUGAUGUAAAAGUUGCGCGUGGAAGGUUUAAAUUAAAUUUUGUAUCAAUUGCAAGAAUAAGAAAGAAAUCAAAAAUAUAUUCUCAGGGCUUGGAAAACAUAUUUCGAUAACACUUUUCGAAAAUCGUUGAAGAUAAUAACAAAACUUUCCAAUAAAAAAAAGCUAAAGCAUAUUUAUAUUUAUUUGCUAAGAGUUACCGUGAGAAAAGAUUUUCAAAUAAGGGAGUGUAUGACCCCUAUCCAGAAAAGAGGCUUUCAACACUUACAGAUAAGCGUCAAAGCAAAAGCACGCAGUUUUUUUCGAGAGAAAUGCUUUGCGGGCUGCUACCCCUACUGAGCUACGCCCAUGAGCACUGCACGCAAAUUACGUUUGCAUGCCUGAAACCCAAAAGCAUACAUGAAAUUUGCAAGAAAAGCACAAAAAAACAACAACAACAAACCAACACCAAUAAUAGCCUUCAGUACCUGUACAUAAUUAUCGGCGAACCAAGCAACUAAGCAAGCAACCGAAAAAAGUGAUUUUAGCAAAAGGCAAAAAUUCACUGUUGUGCAACAAAAGUGACUAAAUCUGAAAGCACCAAAAGGCAUUGCUAUUUUCUCAGCUGCCGUUGUGUCGGCCGUUUUGGUAAUAAAUACAUGUGCAUCAAUAUGGCAACAUCAGUAAGCCUGACAGCGCUAGAGCUGUAGUAGCGGCUGCCGCAUGCCUUUACUACACACAAACAUUGUUGCAUGCCACAAAUGAACACAACAGCGGGCGACUUGAUGGCAGUGAGUCACCAAUAACAGCUUGAAAGCUAAUACAUUUAUAUGAAGAACAUAUGUGUGUGUGUAUAUGUGCAUGUACAUGAGUCCAUGUGUUGAUGUACUUUAGCGCUGUUGGAGUUUGUUCCCCUUUGAAUGUGGUGCAACAACAAAACAACAAGAAAAAGCAACGGCUACUGCAUGAAAAUGUAAAGAAAAUGACAUAAGCAAAAAGCAAUAAGGAACAAAAGUAGCACCAACUAGAAAAAAUGCAUUUAUAAGCAGCAAUAACAACAACGAUAUCAGUUAAAGUAGCAGCUAAAAAGCGUCAGAGCUCAACGGCAGCAAAAAUGAAAGACAAAAACGUAGAUUUGUAAUAGUUAAUAUAUUUCUUUACAUAUUUGUAUGUAUGUAUAAAAUGUAAUGUUGUAUGAAAUAUUGUAGAAAUGAGGCAGCUGCCAAAGAGCAGCUUCAUAGUGAAUACUCGUAUAUUUGUAUAUGGGGAUGUACGAGUAUGAUUGUAUGCAU